AUGCCCCCCAAAGCAGUCAAGGGCGAAUACAUCGAGACGGACACGGGGAACAAAAUCUCCCGCCGGUCCAUGAUCCACGGAACACAGCACAUCAUCCUAGGCGGCAAGACCGUUAUUCAAGCCGAAGCCGUCAUCCGCGGUGACCUCUACCGCGCGUCCUCAUCGUCAUCGUCGUCAUCAUCAUCCGCCCCCGACGGCCAAGCAUCAACUUCAUCAUCAUCAUCCGCGCAUUCGCCCUCCGUCGCGAUCUCCGUCGGCCGAUACAGCUAUAUUUCGAAGCAGGCGAUCCUGCGCCCGCCGUCGCGGUUGCACCGCGGGGUCCUUUCGUUCUUCCCGCUGAAAAUCGGCGACCAUGUGUUUGUUGGGGAGAGGGCGGUCGUGGAGGCGGCCACUGUUGGGAACCAUGUGCAUAUCGGGCGGGACGCGGUCAUUGGGAGCAUGGCUAUCUUGAAGGACUUUGCUUAUGUGUUGGAUGGGGCGAUCGUGGCGCCUGGGAUGGUCGUGCCUAGUUGGUGUGUCGUUGGUGGUGCGCCGGCGAGGAUUGUCGGGGAGGUGGGUGAAGGGUAUGGGGUUGAGGGGGCGGAGGGAGGCAUGGCGCGAGAGAGGUAUCGCCUGGUGGGGAGGGGGUGA
This is a messenger RNA of Aspergillus candidus, 630 nucleotides long. RefSeq names its product dynactin subunit 5. Lineage: Eukaryota; Fungi; Ascomycota; Eurotiomycetes; Eurotiales; Aspergillaceae. The record is from RefSeq and is a predicted model, not a curated record. The transcript has 2 exons. The coding region runs from base 1 to 630 and encodes 209 amino acids.